This is a messenger RNA of Drosophila mojavensis, 318 nucleotides long. Its product is annotated as ficolin-1-B-like. The record is from RefSeq and is a predicted model, not a curated record. The transcript is spliced from 2 exons. Lineage: Eukaryota; Metazoa; Arthropoda; Insecta; Diptera; Drosophilidae. The annotation marks the transcript as partial.
AAUGGCCAGAGCGUAAAAACCGCGUCCUACAGCAACUUUCGAAUCGGGAAUGAGACUGAGGGCUAUGCCAUACAAUCACUGGGUGAAUACUCCGGAGACGCUGGCGAUGGAUUGAGAGAGAGUCUAUAUCAAAAGUUCAGCACCCUCGAUCGCGACAAUGAUCUAUUGCUUGAUGUUAAGUGCUCCAAGGAUGCCAGCGGCGGCUGGUGGCAAACAAAUUGCGGCAAUUCAAGCAACAUGGUCUACUGGAACGCUGUCCUUGAUUCCAUAUAUUCCGUUGAAUUAUUGAUACGUCCCACAAAUAUGGAUGGAAAUUAA